Molecule: messenger RNA, 923 nt
Organism: Jatropha curcas
Lineage: Eukaryota; Viridiplantae; Streptophyta; Magnoliopsida; Malpighiales; Euphorbiaceae
Product: antimicrobial ginkbilobin-2-like protein
Source: RefSeq, a predicted model, not a curated record
UACACUCUCCCAAUAACCGUAAACUCAAAAAUUAUUCUGUAUCCAACAAUGGCCUUCUCAAGAUUUAGCUACUUACUUACAUUAGUUCUACUUCUCCCCACCGUUUUUGCAAAAACUGAUCCUCUUUUCUAUUCUUGUUCAAGAACUGAAAAUUUCACUGUAAGUAGUUCUUAUGCUAAAAGCUUGCACAAGCUAAUUGAAAAUAUCAAGUAUUUAGCCCCAGCAAAGGGCUUUGCUCUUGGUUCUUUGGGUCAAACUAGCCAAGAUCGACCGUAUGGACUCACUCUUUGCAGAGGAGACAUCUCCGCUUCAGAUUGCUUAACCUGUAUUGCAGAAGCCAGCAAUGAAAUACGCACACGCUGCCCAAAUAACAAACAAGCAACUAUAUGGUACGAUAAUUGUCUGAUCAAGUACUCGAAUAUUAACUUCUUUGGCCAAAUAGAUGAACAAAACAAGUUUUAUCUCUUGAACGUACAAAAUGUGAGCGAUCCGGCAUCGUUUAACGCAAACGUGAAGGAUUUGUUAAGCAAAUUAGCUGAAAAUGCUUCUGUUAGUCCAAGAAUGUUUGCUGCUGGAGAUAUGGAGAUUGAAGGAUCAAAGAAAGUUUAUGGGUUGGCUCAAUGCAGUAGAGAUCUUUCUAGUGGUGAUUGUCAGAAGUGUAUUGAUAGUGCUAUAAGUGAACUUCCAAGUUGUUGUGAUGGGAAAAAAGGAGGUAGGGUUGUUGGUGGGAGUUGCACCGUUAGAUAUGAGAUUUACCCAUUUGUUAAUGCUUAAAAUUUGUACUAUUUUGUUCUUUUAAGAUUCAUUUAUCACUACUGCAUUAGUGAUGUAACUUAUUCUGAAGAUAUUGGAUGUGAAUAAAUAUGUAAAAUUUCAAUAUAAUUGAUUGUUUCUUUUGUUUAAUAAAUUAAAAUUAUUCUGAA